Messenger RNA from Entelurus aequoreus (snake pipefish), 1918 nucleotides. RefSeq names its product protein tweety homolog 2-like. Bases 182 to 1792 code for a protein of 536 amino acids. Gene Ontology annotation, molecular function: intracellularly calcium-gated chloride channel activity; volume-sensitive chloride channel activity. The record is from RefSeq and is a predicted model, not a curated record. The transcript is spliced from 14 exons. NCBI's taxonomy places the organism in Eukaryota, Metazoa, Chordata, Actinopteri, Syngnathiformes, Syngnathidae. Gene Ontology annotation, cellular component: plasma membrane.
UUCCUGCAGCCUUCAACGCAACACAAGUGUACCUAUUUUUCUGAACACAACCCCCAAACAUGGCGAGUUUUCGUCGUUUCGUGCAAGGGCUGAACAACUUUAACGCUCUUUAUUCCUUAUUGCACCCACUGUGAUCUCGCUCUCGCCCGUGGGGACUACUUUUUUUUUUGCACACGCAGGGAUGGCCGCUGCCAGGCUGGACUAUGUUGCACCGUGGUGGACGUACUGGCUGCACAAUUUCCCCCACUACAACUUCUUGUUGCAGCCCGUGGACAAGACUUUCACGCCGGAGCAGCAAGACUACCAGCAGUCUGUGGUGGUUCUAGCUUGCGUAGGAGCGGUGGGCCUCAGCGUGAGUCUGUCGGUCUUGACCAUCUACCUGGUGUGCCUGUGUUGCUGCCGUAGGGACGUGGACGAGGACACCAAAAGGCCCGAAAGGAGCUGCUGCGUGACCUGGACGACUGUCGUCACGGGUCUUAUCAUAUGUUCAGCCGUAGGGGUGGGUUUCUAUGGAAACAGCGAGACCAACGAUGGCGUGUACCAGUUGACCUACUCGCUCUACAACGCCAAUCGCACGUUGGGUCGCAUCGACAGCCUGGCCGUUGGCUCUAUCGGCAAUGUGCAGACGGGUCUCAGGCAGCACCUAGAACGUCUGGAUGAGAUCUUUGCCGGAAGACCCGACUACCUGCAGGCUCUGCGCUUCAUGCAGCUGAUGGUCGCCAACGUCAUCCGGGAGAUGGGCGCCCUGCCGGACAUCAGCAAAGCCAACGUUGCCUUGGCGCUCAUCGCGGACCAGACAGCCUCCGUUGAGUAUUUCAGAUGGUUGACCUAUCUGCUCCUGCUGAUCUUGGAUCUGCUCAUAUGUUUGGCCCUGUGCUUGGGGAUGGUCAAGCAAUCUCGAUGGCUGCUCGUCAUAAUAAUAGUCUUCGUGGCGCUGUCUGUGGUCCUGAGCUGGGCCUCACUGGGAGCCGUCACGGCAACAGCUGUGGGCACCAGCGACUUCUGCGUGUCUCCUGACAAGUUUAUCGUCAACCAAACCAAAAAUUUCCUGACUGCAGACGUCGCACAUUACUAUCUGUUCUGCAGUUCCAAUCUGCCCAAUCCUUUCCAACAGUCUUUGACAAUCUGCCAGCGCUCCGUGACCACCAUGCAGAUCCAGAUCCAGGGACUGCUGCAGUUCUCAGUGCCGGUCUUCCCCACCGCCGAGAGGGACCUUUUAGGCAUCCAGCGCCUGUUGAACACCAGCGAGUUUAAUCUCCACCAGUUGACAGCCUUGCUCGAUUGUCACGGCCUGCACAAGGACUACCUUGACGCCCUAAUGGGUGUGUGCUAUGAUGGCGUAGAAGGUCUCCUCUACCUGGCUUUGUUCUCUCUGCUGGCCGCGUGUGCACUCUCCACCAUGCUGUGUGCUAUUUUCCGAGUAUGGACACUAAUGGGCAGCAGAGACAAAGAGUACGACGACAUCGAUGAAGAGGACCCCUUCAACCCUCAAGCGCGACGCAUGUCCGACAACCCGAGAAGGUCCAACGUCCACAGUUUCUGCAGCUACGCCAGCAGUGUUGACAGCCAGGCCAGCCUCCAUCCUCCUCCUCCUCAGUCUGCAGCCAACGUGUUGCCUCCACCAGAAUACAUGAAUCAGUCCAUGCUGUUUGGAGGGAGCCCUCGCUACGAGAAUGUUCCGUUGAUCGGGAGAGGAUCCCCGCCGCCCUCGUACUCGCCCGGUAUGAGGACCACCUAUCUGUCUAUGACUGAAGCGCAGAGCAGACACUUUGGGACCGACUUCCAAGUGUAGUCGCAUGGACACAAAGACAGUAGGAAGAACGUUUUUAUGCUUUUAAUCCUAUUUACUGAGCCUGCACUUGGCGUGCCACAGGAGGCAAUUACCUCAGUAGCACACACACACACACACACACACACG